Molecule: messenger RNA, 27639 nt
Organism: Vespa mandarinia (Asian giant hornet)
Lineage: Eukaryota; Metazoa; Arthropoda; Insecta; Hymenoptera; Vespidae
Gene: shot
Product: dystonin-like protein short stop
Biological process (GO): intermediate filament cytoskeleton organization; cytoplasmic microtubule organization; wound healing
Cellular component (GO): cytoplasm; membrane; intermediate filament
Molecular function (GO): structural molecule activity; calcium ion binding; microtubule binding
Source: RefSeq, a predicted model, not a curated record
CGUGACGCAAAGAUCGCCGUGAUAAGUGAUAAGAGAAAUAGAGUUCGGUGUGUAUGAGUGCCGCGUGGUUAGUCUUCGACGGUUAAGCGUCGUUGUAUCGUGUGCUUUUAUCGAUCUAAGAUAUUGUGAUUAAUAAGAAGAUAUAUAUAUAUAUAUAAAAUAUAUAUAUGUAUGUAUGUGUGUGUGUAUAUAUAUGUAUCGAAAAGAAAAACAUAGGAAAUAUAUAUAUAUAUAUUGGUGAGUUUUCAGUGAGGGACAACAACACAACGAGGAAGACGAACAAGUGAGAAAGUUCGAUGUAAGAGUAAAAAGAGGAACUUGUGGAUGAUAAUGCAAGCGUGACAUCGUCGAUUUCGUUUCGGUUAUAUAUAUAUAUAUAUUUUUUUUUUCUUCUCCUCCCUCCCCGCUGCCGAAAAAACGAUACAACGACAAAAACUAAGUGGAUCUGCUGGAGAAAGAGAAAAAAGAAAAGGAGAAAGAAAUGGAAAAGUAGAAGAGGAAAGUAACGAAAUAUAUUAACAACAAAGACGAGAACUACGGUGUUCCGAACGACUCCAUGCCCUUCUACGUAGAUAAGACAUCCUCGUCAUCGUCGUCGUCGUCGUCGUCGUCGUCGUCGUCGUCGUUUCGCGGCACGAGGCAUCGCCGACCGCGAGAUGCGCGACGAAUAACGGCGCAUCUUCGACCACUUUACAGGAGUUCGAACAAAAAUGGAGUUCGAGCUGGAUGGCAGUUUGAAGGAAUGGGCCAAGGAUAAACCGCUAAGCAUCCUUCAACUAGAUCCUGCUGAUAGGGCUGUUUUGAGGAUUGCUGACGAAAGAGACGCCAUACAAAAGAAGACCUUUACGAAAUGGGUGAACAAACACUUGAAAAAGACUUACACGUGCCUGCACGUGUGCGUUCUUGUCAACAACCAACCAUGCUGCUCCCCCACCGCCAGCAGACAUGUCGGAGACCUGUUCGAGGACCUGCGGGACGGGCACAACCUUAUCUCCUUGUUGGAAGUACUCUCAGGGGAGCAUCUUCCACGGGAAAGAGGAAGGAUGCGUUUCCACAUGUUGCAAAACGUACAAAUGGCACUCGAUUUUCUUCGAUACAAGAAAAUCAAGCUUGUAAACAUACGUGCCGAGGAUAUCGUUGAUGGCAAUCCUAAAUUGACACUUGGCCUGAUUUGGACCAUCAUACUGCACUUCCAGAUAUCAGAUAUUGUAGUAGGUCAAGAACCAAAUGUGACAGCUCGAGAAGCUUUGCUAAGAUGGGCAAGACGUUCAACAGCUCGUUAUCCUGGUGUCCGUGUGACAGACUUUACUUGUUCCUGGAGAGAUGGUUUGGCGUUUAGCGCACUUCUCCAUAGAAACCGUCCAGACCUCGUCGAUUGGAGAAGUGCUCGUGCAAGUCAACCUCGAGAACGGCUCGAUCGGGUCUUCCACGUCGCCGAGCGCGAGUACGGCGUUACAAGGCUUCUCGAUCCAGAAGAUGUGGAUACACCGGAACCGGACGAGAAGUCUUUGAUAACGUACAUCUCUUCGCUCUACGACGUGUUCCCUGAGCCACCCCCAAUUCAUCCCCUUUAUGAUACCGAAGCCCAAAGACGAUCAGCUGAGUAUCGUGAACUUGCUAGCUCUCUACACCUUUGGAUACGUGAAAAGAUGACUUUAGUACAGGAUAGAUCUUUCCCGCCAACUUUGAUCGAAAUGAAAAAACUCGCAGCUGAUAGCUCUAAAUUCAAAAACGAGGAAGUACCGCCAAGAUACAGGGACAAGCAAAGAUUGUCUUAUAUCUUUAGAGAUUUGCAGAAAUAUUUUGAAGCUGUUGGUGAGGUCGAUAUGGAACCAGAAUUGCACAUUGAUGUGAUUGAAAAGAAUUGGAGCAGAUUAAUAAUGUUACAUCAAGAAAGAGAACAGGCUAUUAUUGAUGAAAUCAAACGACUCGAACGACUUCAACGGCUUGCCGAGAAAGUUCACCGUGAGAUGAAGUCAACUGAUAAUCGUCUGGAAGAAUUGGAAAGACGCGUGGAAGACGAGGCUCGACGUCUCGAUCGUCUUCACCCUUUAGAAGCUAAACAUGCGGUUGACCUGCUGGAACAGGACAUUCGCAAUACCGAAAUUCAAAUACAGAAUAUUUUUACCGAUGUACACACACUCACCGAAGGCAGAUAUAGUCAAGCUGCUGAACUUCACAAGAGGGUGCAGAAACUACAUCAACGUUGGGUAGCAUUACGUUCUCUCUUGCACAAACGUUUGGUACAACCACUUUCCGCGGUGUCAUUCCCAGUAGAAGAACGAGUUGUCACGAAGCAUCGAACGACAGUUCACGAAACGAGAUUGGUAGAUACCAAUCCACAUUUCCGUUCGUUACACGACUGCAUCGAUUGGUGCAAGGCUAAAUUAAAACAGAUCCAAGAAGCUGAUUACGGCUCGGAUUUGCAAAGCGUUCAAAACGAAUUCGACGUUCAUCAGAAGGAACAUAAAAAUAUUGAUCAGUUCCGUUCGAAAGUAGACAAGUGUGUUCAAGCUAAAAAUAAUUUCCACGGGGAGGAAUUGACUUUGUAUAGUCAGCAUCUCAGCAAUUUACAGAAACUUUAUUCUGAACUUUUGGCACUAUCGAACAAGAGACUUUCCGAUUUGGAUACUUUACAAGAUUUUAUACAAUCUGCUACUGGAGAACUUGUGUGGCUUAAUGCUAAGGAAGAGACCGAGGUGACAAGAGAUUGGAGCGAUAAGAACCUUAACGUUCAAAGCAUCGAACAGUAUUACGAGCGUACAUACGGAUCUGGAAUUGAGUCCCUGAUGAGCGAUUUGGAGAAACGAGAAAUACAAUUUUCUGCUGUACAAGAUAGAGGAGAAGCAUUGGUUCUCCAGCAUCAUCCAGCAGCAAAAACGAUCGAGGCCUAUAUGUCAGCGAUGCAGAGUCAAUGGGCUUGGCUCCUUCAGCUAACUCUCUGUCUCGAAGUUCAUCUGAAACACUCCGCGCAUAGUCAACAAUUUUUCAAGGAUAUUCAACAGGCUGAACAAUGGAUUUCUAAGAUAGACGAAACACUUAACACGGUUUAUUCGCAAUCUGAUUUUUCUCUAGACGAAGGUGAACGAUUGUUAAAGGGUAUGCAAGAACUUAGAGAAGAACUUAAUAAUUAUGGUGAGCACGUUCAGAGAUUGGUCGAACAGGCUAAAGAAGUUAUACCGAUGAAACAAAGAAGACAGCCAGUAACGAGACCAUUGCAAGUUACUUGCGUUUGCAGUUACAAGCAAGUAAACAUGUCAAUCGAGAAAGGAGAACAAUGUACUCUCUAUGAUAAUUCUGGUAGAGUUAAAUGGCGUGUAAAGAACUCGCAAGGAGUCGAAUCACCUGUACCAGGUGUCUGUUUUUCACUUCAUCCACCAGAUAAAGAUGCAUUGGAUGCUGCUGAACGAUCAAGACGACAAUACGAUAGAAGCGUAUCUUUGUGGCAGCGCAAACAACUAAGACUCAGACAGAACAUGAUUUUUGCUACCAUCAAGGUGGUCAAGGGAUGGGACUUACCUCAGUUCUUAGCUAUGGGACAAGAUCAACGUACUGCUAUUAGAAAAGCUUUGAACGAGGAUGCAGAUAAAUUACUUAGCGAAGGUGAUCCAGCUGAUCCACAAUUGAGAAGAUUGAAACGUGAGAUGGCUGAUGUUAAUAGGCUCUUCGAUGAUUUCGAGAAACGUGCCAAAGCCGAGGAGGAAUCUAAAAACGCUGGUCGAAUUUUCAACGAACAGGUAUCCUCGCUUCAGCAAGCGCUCGAUGAAGCUGAACGUAUUAUAAAUGCACGUAUUGCGGCUCCAUUGCCAAGAGAUCUCGAUAGCCUCGAACAUUUGGUAUUAGAACACAAAGAUUAUGAACAAAAUUUGCAACAAUUGGCACCGGAAGUCGAUCAAGUACAACAGACUUUCCGUGGUAUUACUUUGAAGACUCCAGCAAUGAGAAAUAAACUCGAUAGCGUAAUGACCAAAUGGAAUCAUCUUUGGAAUCUUAGCAAUCUUUACAUAGAACGUUUGAAAUGCGUAGAAAUCGUACUUUCUAGUCUCGAAGAAAAUACCACGGUUAUAUCCGAAUUUGAAAUAAAAUUGGCAUCGUUCGGUGAAUUACCGUCGGACGUUAAAGGUCUUCAAAAUGUUCUCGAGGAUCUCAUGAUCCUUCAAAAUGCCAUUGCUCAGCAACAGUCAUCUAUUGAUCAAUUGAACGACGACGCCCACAACGCCAGACGUCUCGUUGAAAAAUCAAGACAUAAUCAUCAUGGACCACACGGUGAUAUGGAUAGAUUAGAUUCCGAGGUCAACAGAUUGAACGCUAGAUGGACUAAUGUUUGUGGUCAGCUCGUUGAUAGAUUACGUAGUGCGGAAGCGGCUUAUAGUCUCGCACAACAGUACCAUAAUUCGUAUCAAAAUGAGGUUGACUUCAUCGACGAAUGCUAUAUGAAACUCGAAUUGGAGAAUGCUAAGAAUUUGUUAAACAGAGUUGUGGAUCGUGCUCCAGCAAUCGAAGCAGUCAACGUUACUGGUGGAAGAUUAAUUCGCGAAGGCAAGAUCUAUGGACAAAGGCUCAGAGCAUUCAAAGAACAGCUGGAAGAAGUGUGCCCAUCGUUGGAUGCAUCAGUGAAAAGACCACGUAGAGAACCGGUAACUACGGUGGAUGGAGUUGCGCGUGACCUUGACACACUAAAUAGAAAAUAUACUACCCUAUUGAGUCUACUUCAGGAACGAGUUAGGCAGUUGGCCUUGUUAUAUCCCGAAGAUAUCUCUUUGCAGCGUGCUCUUCAAGAGCAACGACCUCUGCGGACAUUCCGCACGGAAUUUAACAUCUACGAGAGUACAACUAGCGAGGAACGUUAUACCUCAACAACGACACAUUACACUCAAUCGCAGUACAUCACAGAAAAACACGAAUCAACGGAGACCAGUGUGAGUAGCGAUUCCAUUCGUCGUAGUACAAGUCGUGAAUCAUCGCCAUUGAAACGUGCAAGAACAGAGGGACAACAAGAUGUUGGUUAUUCUCCUCGAAUCAGUGGCGUUACCGAGACGUCAACGACGACGACGGAUUCUACUACCGACGCUCGAAGCACCAUGCAAUUUAGCGAAAUUAGGAGUCUUAAGAGGAUACACAGGGCUGAGGAGGGUAUCAGUACGGACAACGUGAUAGAUGCUAGGGGUAUCGUUCAUCCAAGUACUGGGAAGAUACUAACGGUUGGCGAAGCUAUAAGACUUAGGAUUCUUGAUGUUAGAAAUGGUAGAAUAGCAACCUCGAGCGACGCGAAAACAAGCGUGACGAUUGAGGAAGCUGCGCGAAUGAAUCUGAUAGAUGGAAAUCUGGCGAAUCACUUAUUGGGACCUUGUGGGGUAACGGAGGACGGUCGACAAAUCUCACUACUCGAGGCUAUUCAACAGGAGCUCUUUGAUGCCGAGAGAGGGGAUGAUAGAGUUAAGGUAACGACCAGUUUCUCGGGUGUUAGCGUUGCCGAUGCGAUGAGCGAGGGUUUGUUGGAUCCAAUAACGGGUCAAGUUAUUACGGCCAACGGUGAAAGAAUCUCCAUCGAGGAGGCAUACUCUAGGGGUUAUUUAACGAAACUCGAUGUCACGGUUAAAGUUAAAAAGAACGCUCUUGCACUUUCCGACGCGAUAUCCCAAGGUCUUGUCGACGAUAGGUCAGGUCGUAUUCUUGAUAGAGUUACUGGGGAAUAUUAUCUAUUGAAUGAGGCUAUAGAAAAAGGUGUUAUUGAUCCUGAUGUUAAGGAAGUGGUCGAUGCGCGUAACGAUAUCAAGUUGACGGUAGCUGAAUCAAUACAGCAAGGUAUAUUGAAUCCAAAGAGUGGUAGGUAUAUGCACGGUUUAUCAAUGGAAAGAUUAUCCUUGAAGGAGGCACGUCGAAGGCAACUUAUCGUUAAACCGAUGACUCUUAAGGAUUGUUGCGAUUUGGAAAUAAUCGAUGAAACUGGUAGGAUAGCCAGUCCAGCGCAUCGGAAAAAAUUGACGGUAUUGGAAGCCAUAUCGAGAAGUGUCUUAGAUUCAGAGAAUCUCAAAUCUAUAACGGAUACGAAAGCCGGAGAACCGAUUACUUUGUCAGAUGCAUUGUCCAAAGGCGUUGUUAAACCGGAAGGUACAUUCAAAGACACUUUAAAAGACGAGGAAUUGAGUAUACAGGAGGCGGUAGAUAAGGGUUUGGUCAUGUCAAUCACACAAAAGACUAUUUUUGAUAUCGAUGGUUUUAAAGAUCCCGUUUCUGGAGAAUACAUCAGCUUAAACUCUGCUCUUUUAAAAGGUUUGAUAAGUCCAAAAUCAGGAGGUUCUUAUAUAAUCGAUUUAAAAACUGGAAAGACAGUUCCCUUGGACGUAGCCGAAGAACAGGGCUUCGUUAGAUCAACGGUAUCGGAGAUGCUUAAUUGUGGUAUUGGAAUUACGGAGGAGGGUCGUGAAAUUAGUGUGUUAGAAGCUGUUUUAUUAGAAUUAGUCGAUCCAAAAUCAGGUCAACUGUUGGAUCCACGAACUAAAAGAAUAGUUCCUUUGGAAGAUGCCAUUAAACGUGGAUUAAUUACACCAGACGGAGCUGCGUUGCUUACAAGUCUGUUAAAUAUCGCUGUAACGACCCAAACAGUUACCAAAACUGUGAAAAGAUAUGUAACCGUAUUGGAGACAGGAGAAGUGAUCAAUCGAGAUUGUAAAAUCACUUAUGCAGAAGCUAUUGAACAUGGUUUAAUCGAUCAAACUAAUAAAAUCUUCACGGAUCCUGACAGCGGAAAAAUUAUGAGUGUUCAUCAAGCUAUAGAAGAAGGUUUACUUGGUAAACAAAUGGAAGAAACGCCUGCUGGAAAAAUACAUUUUCCAUCUAAACAAGUCACUUUUGAAACUACCCUAGUCACAAACGUUGGUAACGUUGAUAGUUCGGAUGAAAGAGAGAAAUCGCAACCAAUAGCAAUUGGAACGACUACGACUAUUAUAACUAAAGAAAUCGUUCCACCGAGCGAAGACAAGUUAACACAAUCUGCAAUUACUAAACCUUCAGUCGUUUCAACGACUUUCAUACCUUCGUCAUCGAUCGAAUCUACCAUUAAAAAUGGUACGGUAUCUCCAAUGAAAACUAGUCCACCAUCUUCACCAGAUAAUAUCGAUAGAUCACGAUCCAAAUCGAAGAGUCCUUCGCAGCAUAGAGAAGAACAAAAAAUGAUGAUCGAUUCGAAUUCAUUCUCGACUAAUAAAGAUUCGAAUGAAACGAAAAUUGAGACGCAAAGCUCAGUGACAACUACUAGAAAUCAUAAAUCAGAAGUUAGUUCGUUUAUAGAAAGUGAACGUAUUUUAACAGAGAAACGAGUGUUCGAGUUACCAUCCGAUGGUUGGACACUUGCUGAUGCCAUUAAUCAGAAACUGUUCGAUCCAGCUACUGGUUUGUUUAUUAUACCAGGUACUGAUAGAUUAGUAUCAUUCGAGGAAUGUAUAAAAUUACAAAUCAUUAAUCCAAAUUCUGCAGCUGUGAUUGAUCCAAAUAAUGGAAGGAAAGUGUCAUUAAUGAGAAGUUUGGAAAAAAAUAUUUUAGAUUCCACGGGGCAUUAUACUCAUCCACAAAAAAUAUCUAUGAAAGAGGCAAUAGAAAGGCAGUUGGUAAUACUUCAAUAUAAAUCCUCCGAUUUCGAUGAAACAAAUCAAAGACUAUUACAAAUCACUAAAAUUUCUGGGAAGCCUGAUAAAGUAGAAUUAACACACAUUGAUGAUCCAACGAAGGAUACUGAAAUCAAGGUAACAGACGAAUCGUCCAUUCUGGAUCCUGUACAAGUAUCGCGAGGUGUAAUUUAUGAUCCUGCAACGGCAUUAGUUAUCUCGACCGAUAACGGUACAUCCGCCGAUUUAUUAAAAGCUGUCAACGAUGGUACUUUGCAGUCUAAAGAUGUAAUAGUUCGUGAUCCAUCAACUGGUAAAAACAUUGCAAUGCCUGAAGCGGUGGAACGUGGUAUACUCGAUUCAAAGACUGGCGAAUAUAAAGUCGACGAUGAUAGAAAAUUGUCUUUGCUCGAUGCAACGAAAUUUGGUUUGGUAGCAGUCGUUGGUGCUCCUUUGGUGGCAGCAGCAGCUGCCGUUGAAGCUGUUAAAAAAACUAUGAUCAAAGAUCCUAAGACAGGAGAGAAAAUACCUCGAGAAGUUGCUAUAGAACGUGGUCUUGUCCCACCAGAAGAAGUAUUGAAUGUUAAAUCAUCCCCAGCUAUUACUGCAACAGAAACUCUAUUAGAAGAUUUACGAGCAAGUACAGACAUUCCGGUAUCUGAUCUUAAAACGAAUGAAAGCGUAUCAUCGAGCGAUGUUGAACCAUCGAGACAAGAAAAUGGUGAAAACGUAGAAGUAAAGGAUACGGUUGUUACGAAACCAUUUACACCUGAAGAAGAUAUUACCGAUAGAGCGUCGUUGGUAGCUAAAGCAAGAGCAAGAGUAACUACGGAGCCAAAGUAUACAGUAACGAUUGGUAAAGCUAGAUCAUUUUCGCAAAGUCCAGAAAGAGAAGCUAAACCGAUCGUGCUUCAAAAAAUGAAGAAGAGAAUCGUUAAAGCUAGCGAAGCUAUGGAAAGUGGUCUAAUCGAUGAAGAAACGAUACAAAUUAUUGAAACUGAGAUCUCUGGAGAUGGAGAAAAGAAAAUGACAUUGUCCGAAGCUAUUGAAAGUAAUAGGAUAGAUGCUGAUAGUGGUAAAAUCGUAGAUCCACAAAGAGGUGAUGUUUUAUCCAUAAAGGAAGCUAUCGAUCGUGGAAUCUUAGAUCCAGAGAAUGCAGAUUUACUUCUUCCCUUAGCAAAGAGUCUUUCUAUUCCAGGAUUAUACAAGCAAGGUCUGUUAGAUCCUCAAGAAGGCAAGAUUGUUCAUCCAGAAACAGGUGCUCAUCUUACUCUAAACGAAGCCAUAGUUUGUGGAAUAGUCGAUCCAUUAUCAAAAAUAAUUCAACCAAACGGACAAUCAGAUACUUUAGAAAAUGCCAUCGCAAAUGAUGUAAUCGAUGCCGACAGAUCAUUAGUUAAAUUCGAAGAUGGUUGCGUUAAUUUAGUUAAAGCUGUGGAAGAAAAUGUAUUUGAAAAGUGUGAGACGACUAAACCUUUUGAGUUGCCACCAACUGGCAUGACUUUCCCAGUAGCUUUGAAACGUGGCUUGAUCGAUCCAUCCAAAAAUGAAAUUAGACAUCCUAUCACAGGUGAAAGUAUAUCUUUGAAAGAUGCUAUAGCAUCUGAUUUUAUAAUGACUCUGCCUUAUCCAGCUGCGCCAGAUAGUAUUAAAGUAACAGAAGCUCUCGAGUCAGGUCUUAUUGACAAAGAGAAGGGUGUAUUUAUUCAUCCUACAAGUGGUACAUCCAUACCAAUAGUAGAAGCUGUAGAAUCUGGUCUUCUGAUUGUAAAAACACCAGUAAAAGAUGAAUGCAUCAGUACGAUUACCGAAACAGUGACAUCUUAUCAUACGAUUACCACGAAAACUGUCGAACUUCUGCCAGGAUAUGUUUUAUUAAAUGCAAAACUAGUUCAGAAUCUUGAAACCGGUGAUACUCUUACGAUCGAAGAGGCACGUGAUCAAGGAAUCGUUAAAGAUGAAUCUGAGAAGAAAGAAGAGUUUACAACCAAGGAUAUAAGGAUUACUUUCAGUGAUGCUGUAGAAAAGGGUUUGGUUGAUAUGAAUGCAGGAACUUAUACUGAUCCUAACACGGGUGCUAUUAUGCCAAUUUCAAAAGCAGUAGAAGUUGGUAUUCUUGAUACCUCAGUUCAGACAAAUGAGCCUAGUACUUCUAUACCAACUACACAAAACAGUUUGACCAUUUUAGAAGCUAUAGAACAAAUUUAUGAUGAUAAUACCGAAUCUUUUACUGAUCCUGAAUCGAAAAAAUCGUACAAUUUAACUGAAGCAAUAGAAGUUGGCUUGAUCGAGCCUGAUUCUGUUUUGUACGAUGUAAAAACAGCAGAAACUAUAACAACGAAAGAAGCUGUAGAAAAAGGUCUGCUCGAUCCUCAAACCGGUAAAAUAAAACAAAAAGAUGGAGGAAGCUCAAUGAGUAUUACUCAAGCCGCAAAACUCGGGCUUUUAGCGGUCGUCGCUGCACCCGUUUUAGCUGGAAAAGCUGUAGUCGAUGCGAUUCAAACAAGAGAAACUAAAAAAUCUAGUUCACCUGUAGAAUCUACCUCAGCAGUAGAACCUACCUCAAUUUCUGCAUUAACACAAAGUAAAAUUGAUGCGGUAGAACCUAUCUCAAUAUCUGCAGCAACACAAAGUAAAGUCGAUGUAGUACAACCUGUCACAGUUUCUGCAGCAACACAAAGUAAAGUCGAUGUAGUACAACCUGUCACAGUUUCUGCAGCAACACAAAGUAAAGUCGAUGUAGUAAAACCUGUCACAGUUUCUGCAGCAACACAAAGUAAAGUCGAUGUAGUAAAACCUGUCACAGUUUCUGCAGCAACACAAAGUAAAGUCGAUGUAGUAAAACCUGUCACAAUUUCUGCAGGAACACAAAGUAAAGUCGAUGUAGUAAAACCUGUUGUCACAGUUUCUGCAGCAACACAAAGUAAAAUCGACGUAGUAGAACCUGUCUCAGUUUCUGUAGUAUCACCACAAAGUAAAGUCGAUAAAACGAUUGAACCCGAACAGGUUCAAAAAUUACCCGAUGAAAUAGAAGGAGUUCCAUUGGAUGAAGAAUCCAAACUUCUAUCUACACCAAAGGCUAGUGCAAAGGAAGUUUUACAAAAAGAAGAAAAAGAAGUGUGCGAUUCAUUUAUCGCUAAUGAAAAAUUAACAGCAUCGAUAGAAGAACCUCAAACAACAAAAAUAUCUGAUACAAUUGAAAUAAAAAAUCUAGAUCAACAAGAAAGAGAAGAUAUAGAUCAACAGGAAAGAGAAGAUAUAGAUCAACAGGAAAGAGAAGAUAUAGAUCAACAGGAAAGAGAAGAUAUAGAAGAUGCAGAUGAAAAAUCUGAAGAGAAAUUGUCGCAAAUAGUCGUAUCGAAGGAUUUAUCACCACGAGAUCUAGCUAAUCGAGGUCUAUUUAAUAUGGAAAACGAAAGAUUCGUUGAUCCUACAACAGAUAACAUUGUUUCGUUCAACGAAUUCGUUCUCGAUUUACAAAUCUUUGAUCCCGACAACGUGUGGGUUAAAGAUCUAUCAAAGAAAUCUGAUAAAUAUGUCACUCUUCGAGAAGCAAUCGAUAGACCACUCGUAGAUAGAAAUGUAGGAUAUAUGGUAGAUCCUAAAAGUGGUAAGAAAAUACCAUUCUUCGAGGCAGUCAAACUUGGAUGGAUUGAACAAAGACCUAGCAGUGUUGAAAAGGAACCUUUAACUUUAAGCUUACAAGAAGCAGUAGAAGUAGGUGUUUGUGAUCCUAUUAACGCACAAUUUCAUGAUCCGAAAUCUGGAGAACCAUUAUCUUUAUCUGAAGCAGUCGAAGUUGGGCUAAUCGAUGCUGAUUCCCUAGCUAUAAGAAAUCCAAUUAGUGAUGAAAUAUUACCUCUAUCUGAAGCAUUAGAAUCCGGUGUGAUAGAUCUUCAUAGAGGGGUCAUUAUCAAUAUUGAAACAAGGACAGAAAUUGAUAUCAAGGUUGCUUUCUUAAAGGGUAUGAUAGUACCACGUGCUAGAAAACCAAUUUCUCUCGAAGCUGCGAUAAACAAUGGCAUAUACGAGCCUAAUACAGGAAAGAUACAAGAUCCUUUGACUAAACAAUUCGUAGAUGUUGAAGAAAGUGUUCGAAGAGGUAUAAUCGAUGCUUUCAUCACCGAAUGUCAGGAUACUAAAGCUGGCUCUUUCGUUUCUCUCGAUGAUGCACUAACUAUAAAUCUAUUAAACUCAAAAAUGGGACGUUUGCAAGAUACAAAAGCUGGCGAACUUCUUCCUUUGGAUACAGCAUUAAACAGAGGCUUGAUCAUAACGACACCAUUCGUGCCUUCUUUAAUAGAUGUUAUAGCACAAGAAUAUUACUCUCCUAAAACUGGUCUUGUUCUUAAUCCUGUGAACGGUGCAGAAAUGACAAUAAAAGAAGCUUUAACUACUGGCUAUAUCGACGACAGAACAACUAUGAUAAAGGAUGACAGACGUGAUAAAGUCGUGUCGAUUAAAGAGGCAGCAGAAACAUUAUUAAUAGAUUUACAAAGUGGUUUAUUAAAUUAUCCUCAUUCCAUGACAUUAGACAUUGCAUUUGAAAAGGGUUAUUUGUUAAGUACAACCAAACCUUGGACGUUACAAGAAGCUCUUGCUCAUCAGACUUAUGAUCCUAAAACAGGUACCUUCACUAUCGAUGGAGAAAGUUAUAUGUUAGAAGAAGCUAUUGCCAAAGGUAUAAUUAAUCAAGACAGUCCAUCGAUCAAAGAUCCACGAAAUAACGAUAUUAUAUCUCUUGGUGAUGCUAUCAAACGUGGCCUUAUCAAUCCAAAAAGUGGAACAGCUAUUGAUCCUUCCACAGGUGUACCACUUUCUUUAACUGAUGCAUUGGAUCGUGGCCUGGUAGUUCCAGCAAAACGAAAAAUAUCUUUACCAGAAGCCAUAUUCAAAGGUUUUUACGAUCCAAAGACUGGUCACUUCAUUAUUCCAGACACACAAGAAAAGUUACCAACUGAUCGUGCUAUUAAAAAAGGUGUCAUUGAUACGACUACAGCAAUCGUUCGACAUGAUAGUGGUGAUGUAAUUACAUUCACCGAAGCUAUAGAAAAGCUCAUAGUUGAUCCAAAAACUGGAACAGUAGCUACCGAAAAAGGACGACGUUUAGAUUUUCACGAAGCUUUAGAACGUGGUCUUCUUUUGGAAACACGUAGACCAAUGAGCUUCAGUGAAGCAAUCUCAAAAGGUAUAUUGGACGAUAAAACCAAUACAUUUUUGGAUCCUCAAACUGGUACUUAUUUAACAAUAUUGGAAGCUAUACAAAAACAUCUGAUAGAUGCAGAUUCUGUAACAGUAAAAGAUGUUAGAUCACCGUUCUUAAAAACAAUGCCAUUGAUGGAAGCAAUAGAAUUAGGCUAUGUCGAUGGUAAUACUGGACGUGUUAAAGAUCUCAACAAAGGUAACAUUGAAAUAUCUUUACGCGAUGCUUACGAAUCCGGCUUGAUCAUAGACAAUAAAGCGGCCGUGUCUUUGCAACGAGCUGUUCAUCAAGGAUUAUACGACGAUAAGACUGGAAAAAUCAUUGAUCCUGGCACUAACAGAGCUGUAACUCUUCACGAAGCUAUGAGAAAAUGUAUCAUUGGACCUACCUUACCUUGCUAUUGGGAUAAAAGAUCAGAAAGACUCUUGUCGCUUGCUGAAACUUGUCGUGCUGGUGUAAUAGACAGACGUUCAGGCAUGUUCAAAGAACCUGGUGCCAAUUGUACAGUAACUUUAUCUCUUGCAUUACAACAUGGGCUUAUCGUCGAUAUCGAAAGCAUGGGUUUUGGUUUAUACGAAGCAAUAUUGAUGGAUAUGUACGACUCAUCAUCAGGAAAAUUCAUACAUCCAUUGAAUAAUAAAAAGCUUACAUUGGCUGAAGCAAUUCAAAUCGAAAUGAUCGAUCCACUUACGUCGAUCGUAAAGAAUACUAAAUCGAACAAAUAUGUUCUUUUGGCCGAAGCAAUUUCUGAUGGAAUUAUCGACGAUAUUCGUGGUACAUACAAUAUCUCUGAAAUCGACAAGGUAAUGAAUUUACAAGAGGCCAGAAAAAAAGGUUUCAUAGUAACAUCAAAAACUCCACUUUCGAUAGAGGAAGCAGUGAAGUGUGGUCUUUAUCGCGGUGACAGUGGCAAAUUUGCAAAACCCACAGUUAAUGAAUUUUACGAUUUAGUCCAAGCUCUUUCGGUCGAAUUAAUUGAUCCUGAUACAACUGCAUUAAAAGAUGCUACUACAGGACAGAUAAAAUCUUUACAAGUUGGUAUCGAUGAUGGAACGAUAGAUGUACCCAGAGGCAGAGUACUCGAUCCUAAAACCAAACGAUCUUACAAUAUAGACGUUGCCUUCGAACGUGGAUUAUUAGUAACCGUAGAAAAACCAUUGACUCUUCAAUCACAAAGAUCUUCUUUGGAUGAACAAAAAGGAUCUACCAAAGAAAGUAAUACGAGAGAAUGUACAGUCGAAGAAGCUAUCAAAUAUGAAUUUAUUAAUCCAAAUGUAUCGGUCGUUAGAGACCCAAGAAAUGGAAGGUUCACAGUUUUGAAGAAAGCCCUUGCUGAAAGAAUCAUCGAUCCUUCGGAAAAAGGAACGAUCGAACCACAAGUUGGAAAAUUAUCGAGCAGAUGCAUACGUUUCGGUGAAAAUACUGUUUUCCUAUUACCACCUUUAUCAUUUGAAGAAACAUUAGAGAAAGGACAUCUUUCCUUCGAAACUGGAAAGGUAACAGAUCCAAAUAGCAAUGAACAAAUAACUUUGAAAGAAGCCGUCACUCUUGGUAUCAUUGAUCCAGAUUCAGCAUUGAUAAAAGAUGCUCAAAAGAAAAAAUUAGUUAGAUUGCCGGAAGCUUUCAGGAAAGGGAUGAUGGACCCGGAAAAAGGCAAUGUCUUAGAUACGGAUACAUCUAAAUUAUAUACCUUAUCUAAAGCCGUAGAAAUUGGUUUAGUUAUGACUCCCAAACAAGGCUUUUCGUUCAUCGAAGCACUCGAGUUUGGUCUUUAUAAUCCAACAACUGGUAGCUAUCACGAUCCAUUCUUAAUAACUUCGGUAUUAGAAAGAAAACGCUUGACUUUAGCAAGUGCAAUAGAAGGGGGUUUAAUAGAUCCGUCUACAACAGUGAUCAAAGAUCCUAUUAGUGGUAAUAUCGUAAGUUUGUUGGAAGCUGUAAAUAGUGGAAAGGUAGAUAGUGUGGCGGGCAGGUUUUUUGAAGAUCCAGAGGGAAAGAGUAUCGACUUCGUGAAGGCCAUGGAACGUGGUUAUAUACUCACCGCAGAAGCGAGGCAAGCGGUUGAAGAGAAGUAUAAAUUGUGCGAUGAAACGUUAUCCAAACUCCUUCAAUGGAUAUCCGAGGUCGAAGAUAAACUUGCCAAUCAAGAUACCGUCAGAGAAGAUAUCGAAGAAUUAAGAAAUCAAAUAAACAUCAUGAAAGAAAUAAAGGAGGAUUUAGAAUCUCAUGGACGUCAAGUUUCAUCUUGUCUGGACCAAGUUCGUCAAGUCGUUUUAACAGGUAGCGACGUAUUGUCAAGUGAUGAGGUAUCGACAUUAGAAAAAAGUGGCAGGUCACUUAAAACAAGAUUCGACAAAACUACUGAUCGUGCUGAUAAGUUAGUCAGACGAUUGGUAGGAGCCAGAGACGAAUUAUGCAAAUUCAAAAACGAACUCUCAACAUUCUCCGUAUGGUUGGAUAAAGCAUGUCGAACUUUAGAAAACAAGGAAAGAUCUUUAUCGGAUUUAAAUAAAUUAAGCAGCAGUGCAGACACCACGCGCGAUUUCAUCAGCGAUGUUAUAGCUCAUCAAGCAGACCUUAGAUUUAUAACCAUGGCUGCACAGAAAUUCGUCGACGAAAGCAAAGAAUACUUGCAAAUUUUGAACGACUUUAGAACAAGUUUGCCACAAAGAUUACCUCAUAAAGAGCCAACAGCCAGUCAAGAUUCGCCAGUAAGACACGAGGUCUCUCUUGUAACGACACAAUACAAAGAUUUGUUAACACGUGCCAAUCAAUUGUCAGAUAGAUUGUCAGGAGUUGGUGGAAAACAACGUGAUUAUAAUGAAUCAUUAGAAAAGGCAAAUACGUGGUUAAAGGAAGUAGAACCAAAAGUGCAUCGAAUUAUAUCCGAGGCUAUUGCAGCCGAGCCAAAACAAGUGGAGGAUCAAUUGAACAAAGCAAAAGCAUUGAACAACGAAUUAUUAGCUAAUGAACGUUUAAUAGACGCAGCGAAAAAUGGCGUCGAUGCUCUACUUAGAUCGCUUGAUGGACAAUUGACUCCACAGGAAGUCGAUGCACUUCAGGAUCCAGUUAGGGUAAUCGAAGAUAAGUACAGGCAAUUAAGCGAGGCUUUGCAAGUUAAAUGUCAAGAAUUGGACACAGCGUUGGUGCAAUGUCAAGGUGUUCAGGAUGCUUUAGAUGGUUUGGUUGUAUGGUUGAACAAUGCUGAAAGUCAGUUCAAGAAUCUUCAACGUCCUGCAAGUUUGCAAAAAGAACAUCUCGAAGAACAACAAAGAGAACAGCGUCUACUUCAAGCAGACUUGGAUAGUCAUCGUUUAAGCGUAGAUGCCAUUGCUGCAAGUGCCCAAGAUCUUUUAUUAAAUUCAAACAAUGUUCGCGUUGCUAAACGUAUCGAGGGUAAACUCAAAGAUGUACAAAGUAGAUUCGAAAAACUUAUGGACAAGUCUUUACGUCGCGGAGAAUUCCUCGACGAUGUUUCUCAAGCUCUUAAUGAAUUCCUUACUGAAACAUCUAAAUUUGAAACGUGGUACUCGCACAUGAUCGAGUCACUUGAAUCUAGAGAAUUGAAUAAACUCGAUGUAUCUGAGUAUGAAAGUAAAAUGGCAGAAUUGAUCGAUAGACGUGAAGAUCAUAGAGGUCAUUUCGAAGAUCUCAUUCGAAAUGGAAAGAAUUUGGUUUCUAAGAAAGAUAUUACUGAAGCUACUGCUAUUAGGGAUAAGAUCAAGGUACUUGAAUCUCAAUGGAAAGAAAUGAACAAUCUUCUUGACGAAAAACAGAGACUUAGUAAAUCAAGAGCGGAACAAUUAUCAGCUUACGAAAAAUUACGUGAUCAAGUGAUAGAUUGGUUGACACGUACAGAAAAUAAAUUACAGAGAUUAGAGCCAGUAGCUGUUGAUUUAGAAAAACUGAAGAAGCAAGUUGAGGAAUUGAAACCUAUACAAAAAGAAUAUCGUGAUUAUGGUGGUACCGUUGAUAAAAUAAAUGAUCUUGGUAUAACUUAUGAUAGUUUAUUGAAGGAACGUGGUGAAAGUCCAACUCGUCGUCGUGGUAGCACUAGCCCUACAAAAAGACCAGUCCGACGAAUGUCACAAGACGGUCGUUCACCAUCUCCUACAAAAGGCUACGCACUACAAAGUCCGGUAUCUCCAGGUGGUAGCAGUGGAUUCAGCAGCCGACGGUCUAGCCAGGAUGGUUUCCAUUUGGAAGAUUUAUCGCCUGUUCAACAACAAUUAUCAGAAAUCAAUAAUAGAUAUGGUUUGCUAGGUGUGAGAUUAUCUGAUCGGCAAACAGAUUUGGAUAAUGUUAAAGAAGAGUUAAGAAAACAUUUGGAUAAUUUGAAAGCACUUUCUCUCUUCCUGGAUAAGAUUCAGCGCCAACUCCCGAAAGAAAGUAUUCCAACAAUUAAAGACGAAGCAGAUAAAACUGUAAAACAGAUAAAAGUGAUCGUUGAAGAGAUGUAUGAAAAGCAAUCAUUAUUAGAUAGUACAAGGACCCAAGUACGUGAUCUGGUUAGGCGUAAGAAGGGAGCUGAUGGUAGCGAUAGGCUUAACGAUGAAAUGGAAGAUGUGGCAAGUCGUUGGAAGUCAAUUUCUGAUAGAUGCAAGGAUAGAAUUAAAUUUUUGGAGGAUAUCAAAGAUUUCUACGAUACUUUCGACGGUCUCAAUUCUUGGCUUGGUGCGAAAGAAAGAAUGCUGGGUGCGUUAGGUCCGAUAUCGUCAGAUCCAAGAAUGGUCUCUAGUCAAGUCCAACAAGUUCAAGUACUCAGAGAAGAAUUCAGAACCCAGCAACCGCAAUUGGAUCAUUUGGUUCAAGUUGGUGAAAAUGUUCUUGCCAGAAUAUCUGCCGAUUCGCCGGACGGUCAAAAGAUUAGUACCAAGUUGCAUAGUAUUUUACAAAGAUGGGCAGAUCAACUCAGUCGAUUGGACGAACGUGGACAGAGUUUGGGUGAUGCAGUUGGUACCAGUCGUGAAUUCGACGCUAGUCUUAAUCGUUUACGUGAUGCUCUUCAAACGAUUUCAGACAAUUUGGACGAUUUACCUCUCGAUAAAGAUCCUGAGGAACAGUUACGUAAGAUCGAAAAUUUGGAGAGACAAUUGGAAGGACAGAGACCGUUGUUAGCUGAUGCCGAAGCAGCUGGUGGACAAUUAUGCGAGGUAUUAAGUGAUCCAGCUUCGAAAUCCGAGAUCCAUGGUAAACUUACAGCUGUUGGAAAAUUAUAUGUCAACUUGCAAAAGAAAUUAGAUCAUAGAAAAGCUGAAAUCGAAGGUAAUCUUAGAGAUGGUCGACAAUUUGAAGCUUCCUGUAGCAAAACUCUUGGUUGGCUUGCCGAUGAACUUGGAAAUAUGUCUGAAAAAUUAUUGGUUUCGGCUGAUCGAGAAAUAUUGCAACAACAAUUGGAUCAUCACGAGCCAGUAUAUCGUAAUGUAAUGGGUAAAGAACAUGAGGUCAUUAUGUUGCUAAACAAGGGACGUGAUAUUAUUGCACGUUCGCAAAAAUCUGAAAAUCGUUCUCUUCAACGAGAUCUUGAUAAAAUGCAAUCUCAAUGGGAUCGUUUGAAAAAGGAUACACUCGAUAGACACACCAAACUUCAAACUUGCGCAGAACAUUGUAAAAAGUAUUAUAGAGCACAGGAUCAAUUUUUACCAUGGUUGAGACAGGCUGAAGAUAAGUUAGAAAGCUUAAAGCCAGCAUCCUUCAAACGCAAGGAUAUUGAAAAACAAUUGAAAGAAUUGUCAUCGUUCAGAAACGAAGUAUGGAAACGUUCUGGUGAAUUUGAAAAUAACAAAACUCUUGGGGAAUCCUUCCUUGGUGCUUGUGAUAUCGAUAAAGAAAUAGUUAAAAAUGAAUUGAAUGCCAUGAAAACAAGAUGGGACAAAUUGAAUAAUGAUCUUUUAGAAAGAACACAGUCUUUGGAAGAUACCGCACGUCAUCUUACGGACUUCGUAGAAAAUCUUCGUGAUUUGAAACAUGAUUUACAACGUUGCGAAGACAAACUAGCUUCUCAUGAUGCUCUUGGUGGAGCAUCUAAAGAUCCAAAGCUUCUCGAUAGAAUUAAGAAUUUACGAGAAGAAACAGCUAGCUUGAAGAAACCUUUGCAAGCAGUACGCAAACAGGCCAAUGAUUUAGUAAAGAAAGCUGAUGAACAAGGAAUAGAUGCAACACAUUUGCAAGAUGAAGUUGACAAUGUAACAGAUCGAAUCGAUGACUUGCAAGCGAAAUUAGACGAUAGGUGUAACGAAUUACAGAGUGCGGCUACUGCAAUGGCACAAUUUAAUGAUCAUGUCAAGAUCAUUAAUCAACAUUUAGCUUCUAUAGAAAAGGAAUUAGAUUCGAUGAAAGCACCCGGACGAGAAAUUAAAAUUGUUAGAGGACAGAUCGAAGAUAUCAGCAAAAUCAUUCAUAAAGUUAAUAAACUCUGCGAUGAUGCUAAUGAUCUUGAAAAUCUUGGUGAACGUUUGGUCGACAGUGGCUUCGCUGCUGAUUCUGUAGCAACCAGGCAACAAAUUGAAAGUCUUAAACGACAAAUUGGAAAGCUCGAGGAACGUGCACGUAACAGGGAAGAAGAAUUAAGUACUGCAUUGAAUAAAUUGCAAGAAUUUUAUCAAGCUCAUGGAAACGUUAUAGAUGAAAUAGCUGAAACUAAUGAUCAAGUUAGAAAAUUCAAGCCAGUUGGUUCGGAAGUUGAUUCGAUCAAAGCACAGCAAGAAGAUUUCAUGGCACUUAAGAUCAAUAAAAUUGAACCCAUUUCUCGCAACGUUGAUUUAUGCAAUGUUCUUGGUCAGGGACUUAUUCAAACUGCAGGUCGUGAUGUUAGCACCACGAACAUUGAAAAGGAUCUUGAUAAAAUGAAUGAUAGAUGGAAUGAUCUAAAGGAUAAAUUGAACGAGCGUGACAGAAAAUUAGAUGUAGGUUUACUCCAAUCUGGUAAAUUCCAAGAAGCUUUAAAUGGCCUCGAAAAGUGGUUAACCGAUACCGAAGAAAUGGUUUCUAAUCAAAAACCACCGUCGUCUGAUUAUAAGGUGGUCAAGGCACAACUUCAAGAACAGAAAUUCUUGAAGAAGAUGUUAAUGGAUCGACAAAAUUCAAUGUCAUCUUUAUACAAUAUGGGUCAAGAAGUAACAGCUGGUGCAGAUACGAAGGAACGCAAAGUUAUCGAGAAACAAAUGAAGAAUUUGAUGGGUCGAUUUGAUAAUUUAACAGAAGGUGCUGCAGAAAGAAUGGAUGCUUUAGAACAGGCGAUGGCCGUGGCUAAACAAUUCCAAGACAAAUUAAUACCACUUGCUACGUGGCUGGACAAAACAGAAAAGAAAGUUAGAGAAAUGGAAUUGGUACCAACCGAUGAGGAGAAAAUCCAGCAACGUAUUUCCGAACAUGCUGUACUUCAUAGUGACAUACUCUCGAAAAAACCAGACUUCAGCGAAUUAACCGACAUAGCUAGUCAACUGAUGGCUCUUGUAGGUGAAGAUGAGGCAGCUGCCUUGGCGGAUAAACUUCAAGAUGUUGCUGACAGAUACGCUGCACUUGUUGAACGUUCAGAAGCACUUGGUGAACUUCUGCAACGUUCGAGACAAGGCUUACGACACUUGGUUCUUACCUAUCAAGACUUACAGGCUUGGAUGGAAGGCAUGGAAGUUAGGCUUUCAAAAUAUAGAGUAUUGGCUGUUCAUACGGAAAAACUUUUACAACAAAUGGAAGAUCUGGCAGAUCUAACAGAAGAAGUGUCUACAAGACAGACAGAAGUAGAUAGUACAACAGAUUCAGGCCUGGAAUUGAUGAAACAUAUUUCUAGCGACGAAGCUCUCCGACUAAAAGACAAAUUAGAUUCAUUGCAACGUCGUUUCAAUGACUUGGUUACACGUGGAUCAGAUCUUCUGAAACACGCACAGGAAGCUUUACCAUUGGUCCAACAAUUCCAUGACAAUCACAAUCGUCUCAUGGAUUGGAUGCAAGGAGCAGAAUCAGCUUUACAAUCUGCUGAAACUCGUGAGGAUGAAAUUAUAAGACUCGAAAUGGAAAUUUCAGAAUACAGACCUAUUCUCGAUAAAAUCAAUGCGGUCGGUCCACAAUUGUGUCAGAUAUCUCCGGGAGAAGGUGCUGCUACCAUAGAAGGCUUGGUAACCAGAGACAACAGAAGAUUCGAUGCAAUUGCUGAACAAAUUCAGAGGAAAGCUGAAAGAAUUCAAUUGAGCAAGCAACGAUCUCUGGAAGUUAUCGGGGAUAUCGAUGAUCUCCUCGAUUGGUUCAGAGAAGUUGAUAAUCAAUUACGUGAAGCUGAGCCACCGAGUAGCGAGCCCGAGAUAAUAAGAGUUCAACUGAAAGAACACAAGGCUUUGAACGAUGAUAUAUCCAGUCAGAAAGGCCGUGUUCGUGAUGUCAUUUCAACAGCUAAGAAAGUUAUUCGUGAAAAUGCACAUCACGAAGAUACAUCAACGAUACGAGAUAAAAUGGAAGACCUUCGAGAAACAAUGGAAAUUGUAUCAGGUCUUUCCUCUGACAGAUUGGGUGCUUUGGAACAAGCUUUACCAUUGGCUGAACAUCUUCGUGAUACUCAUGCAGGUCUUGUGAGUUGGUUGGAAGAAGCUGAACAACAAGUUGCUAUGUUACCUAUGCCUGCUUUGAGACCAGAUUUGAUAGCAGUUCAGCAAGAUAAAAAUGAAAUUCUUAUUCAGAGCAUUAACGAGCACAAACCUUUGGUAGAAAAGCUUAACAAGACUGGUGAAGCUUUGAUCAAACUAUGUAACGAGGAAGAAGGUUCGAAAGUUCAAGAUAUUGUGGACAAUGAUAACGCUCGUUAUGCGGCUCUAAGAUCAGAGCUAAGAGGUCGUCAACAAACGUUGGAACAAGCAUUGCAAGAAUCUUCACAGUUCUCUGACAAAUUGGAAGGUAUGUUACGAGCAUUAACAUCAACUGCUGAUCAGGUACAUGGUGCUGAACCGGUAAGUGCACAUCCACCAAGACUACGAGAUCAAAUGGAAGAAAAUGCUGCAUUGGCUGAAGAUUUAGCUCAAAGAUCAGAAGCUUAUGCCGCUGUAAGGAAAGCUGCUGAUGAUGUUAUCAGUAAAGCAGGGAAUAGAGCUGAUCCUGCUGUUAAAGAUAUCAAACGUAAACUUGAUAAACUGAAUCAAUUAUGGACGGAUGUACAAAGAGCAACUACAGAACGUGGUCACACCUUGGACGACACCUUGUCGAUCGCAGAGAAAUUCUGGUCAGAAUUGAAUGGGGUAAUGUCAACUUUGAGAGAAUUGCAAGAUGCUCUAGCUGGACAAGCACCGCCAGCGGCUCAACCAGCUGCUAUACAACAGCAACAAGUAGCUUUACAAGAAAUCAGACAGGAAAUCGAUCAAACCAAACCUGACGUAGAACAAGUAAGAGCAUCUGGUCACGAAUUGAUGGGUCUGUGUGGUGAACCAGACAAACCAGAAGUACGAAAGCACAUCGAAGAUUUGGAUCAAGCCUGGGACAACGUCACUGCCCUUUACGCUAGACGUGAAGAAAAUCUUAUCGACGCCAUGGAGAAGGCCAUGGAAUUCCAUGAAACCCUUCAAAAUCUUUUGGAAUUCUUACAGGAAGCUGAAGAUAGAUUUGCUGACAUGGGUCCCCUUGGUAGUGACAUAGACGAAGUUAAAACUCAGAUCAAACAGUUGUCAAACUUUAAAGCUGAAGUUGAUCCACACAUGGUGAAGGUCGAAGCAUUGAACAGGAGUCUGACAAGACAAGCAGCUGAGCUGACAGAAAGAACAUCGUCCGAACAAGCAGCAGCUAUUAAAGAACCAUUGGGCGCUGUUAACAAACGUUGGGACGGAUUGCUUAGAGGUGUUGUAGAGAGACAAAGACUUUUAGAGAAUGCUUUGUUACGAUUAGGACAAUUCCAACAUGCUCUUGAUGAGUUGCUCGUUUGGAUCGAUAAGACGGAUAGAACGUUGGACAAUUUGAAAGCAGUUGCAGGAGAUCCGCAAGUUAUCGAGGUCGAAUUAGCUAAACUGAAAGUCUUAGUUAACGAUAUCCAAGCGCAUCAAACUAGUGUGGACACAUUGAACGAUGCUGGCAGACAAUUGAUCGAAGAUGGAAAAGGUACAACCGAGGCUUCAACAACGGCAGAAAAAUUAGGUACACUAAAUCGCCGUUGGAGAGAUCUGCUUCAACGAGCGGCUGAUCGGCAAAGAGAAUUGGAAGAUGCUUUGAGAGAGGCACAAUCGUUUACUGCUGAAAUACAAGAUCUUUUGUCGUGGUUAGGCGAUGUUGAUAAUAUGAUAGUAGCAUCGAAACCGGUCGGUGGUUUGCCUGAAACAGCGUCGGAACAAUUGGAACGAUUUAUGGAAAUUUACAACGAAUUGGAACAAAAUCGGCCAAAGGUAGAAACUGUCUUACAACAAGGACAGGAAUAUAUGAAACGUGCCGAUGCAAGUAGUGCUGGUGGUUUGAAUCAUAAUCUUCGAACCUUGAAACAGAGAUGGGACAAUGUCACUGCACGAGCGAGUGAUAAGAAAAUCAAAUUGGAAAUUGCUUUGAAGGAAGCAACAGAAUUUCAUGAUGCUUUGCAAGCGUUUGUUGAUUGGCUUACGAAUGCAGAAAAGAUCCUAACGAAUCUCAAACCAGUUUCCAGAGUCAUGGAGACUAUAUUAGGUCAAAUAGAAGAGCAUAAACAAUUUCAGAAGGAUGUUGGUGUUCAUAGAGAAACUAUGUUAAAUUUGGAUAAGAAGGGAACGCAUUUGAAAUACUUCUCACAAAAACAGGAUGUGAUACUUAUUAAAAAUCUAUUGAUCAGUGUUCAACAUAGAUGGGAACGUGUUGUGUCAAAGUCAGCCGAGAGAACUAGAGCGCUCGAUCAUGGAUAUAAAGAGGCAAGAGAGUUUCACGAUGCAUGGUCGAAUUUACUCAAUUGGUUGGACGAAACUGAGAAGACCUUGGACGAAGUUGCUGCUGAUGGUCUUGGUGGAAAUGAUCCAGAAAAGAUCAAAUCGCGUCUUAACAAGCAUCGCGAGAUACAGAAAGCUUUGAGCGCUAAGCAAGGUACGUAUGAUACGACCAUGAAGAAUGGUAAAACUUUGAAGGACAAGGCACCGAAGGCCGACGAGUCUGCUUUGAAGGAAUUGUUGAACGAAUUGAAGAACAAAUGGACGACAGUUUGUUCAAAGUGCGUUGAUAGACAAAGAAAGUUGGAGGAAGCGUUAUUGUUCUCUGGACAAUUCAAGGAUGCCAUUCAAGCGCUUCUCGAUUGGCUUGGCAAGAUGGAAAAACAUUUAUCGGACACUGGACCAUUGCAUGGUGAUUUGGACACCGUAACGAAUCUGGUCGAACAACAUAAAACUUUCGAAAAAGAUUUAGAAUCACGCGAAUCACAAAUGGAAUCGGUCAUCAAAACUGGUCGUGAAUUAGAAUCCAAAGCUUCGGCAGAAGACGCUUCCCUGAUAAGAUCUCAAUUAUCAGAACUUAACAGUUUAUGGGACACCGUAACACAUCUGUCAUCAAAGAAAACCGCAAAAUUAGAGGAAGCUAUCAGAGAAGCCGAACGUCUUCACAAGGCGGUCCAUGUUUUGUUAGAAUGGUUGAGUGACGCCGAAAUGAAACUUAGAUUCGCUGGGCAAUUACCAGAGGAUGAACAAGAGAGUAGAAACCAAUUGAUGGAACAUGAGAAAUUCCUUCGUGAAUUGAAAGCUAAAGAAAUUGAAAAGGAUAAUACUUUGGAAUUGGCUCAUAUUAUCUUAGGUAAAGCUCAUCCUGAUGGAGCUGCUGUUAUCAAACAUUGGAUAACCAUUAUUCAAUCUAGAUGGGAAGAAGUUGCUAUUUGGGCUCAACAAAGAAAUCAAAGACUUGAAAAUCAUAUGCGUGGACUUCAAGAUCUUGAUAAUCUCCUAGAGGAAUUAUUGGCUUGGUUAGAAGGAUUAGAAAAUACUUUGAAUGCCCUCGAAAGUGAACCACUUCCAGACGAUCGUCCUACUCUCGAAAUGCUUAUUGCUGAUCACAGAGAAUUUAUGGAAAAUGCAAGUAGAAGACAGAACGAAGUAGAUCGUGUCUGUAAAGCAAGACAGAUCAAAGUAACGAAGGACGGACGAAAAGUGCCAAAAGCUAAAUCACCUGCACCAGUUAAGGAUCAAUAUCAAGAUGUGGAACAAGAACAACCUCCUUCCAGAAAACAAAGCCGAGCCAGCCCGGGUCGCGAGAGGACGCCAGAUCUUUCAUUGCCACACAUUGGUCCACGCUUCCCACCAAAAGGAAGUAAAGGCGCAGAACCAGAAUUCCGUAGUCCAAGGGUGAAACUCCUGUGGGACAGGUGGCGUCACGUUUGGAUGUUAGCUUGGGAACGUCAACGUCGUCUACAGGACAAAUAUAAUUAUAUUCAGGAGUUGGAUCGUGUUGCUAACUUUAGCUGGGAAGACUGGCGCAAGAGAUUCCUAAAGUUUAUGAAUCAUAAGAAAUCUCGACUGACGGAUCUCUUUAGGAAAAUGGAUAAGAAUAACGAUGGGCUUAUACCUCGUGAAGAUUUCAUUCAAGGAAUUAUGAAUACCAAAUUUGAAACGUCUCGAUUGGAGAUGGGUGCGGUUGCAGAUCUAUUUGAUCGUCACGGAGAAGGUUUGAUAGAUUGGAAAGAGUUUAUUGCCGCUUUGAGACCAGAUUGGGAAGAACGUCGUACUUAUAAUGAUACUGAUAAGAUACAUGACGAAGUUAAACGAUUAGUUAUGUUGUGUACGUGCCGGCAAAAGUUCAGAGUGUUCCAAGUUGGUGAAGGAAAGUACAGGUUUGGUGACAGUCAAAAACUACGUCUAGUCAGGAUAUUAAGAUCUACAGUGAUGGUUCGAGUAGGAGGUGGUUGGGUAGCAUUAGACGAAUUCCUUUUGAAAAAUGAUCCAUGUCGCGCCAAGGGAAGAACCAAUAUCGAGCUGAGGGAGCAAUUCAUAUUGGCGGAUGGUGUCAGCCAGACAAUGACAGCAUUCAGGUCGAAGCCAAGCCCAACGUCGACCCUUCAACGUACGCAAAUGUCCUCAGCUGGACCCAUCACCAAGGUGAGAGAACGAAGCGCACGAAGCGUACCAAUGGGUCAAUCAAGAGCAUCCCGUUCAUCCCUAAGUGCAGGUACACCAGAUAGUUUGAGUGACAACGAAGGUUCAUUCAGAAUAUCUGCUAGAAAAACUAGCACACCUUAUAGAAGUAAUCUCACACCAGGUGGUAGCCGACCUUCGAGUAGACCAGCCUCAAGGCCAGCUUCAAGACCAACAAGUAGGCCAGGUAGUAGGCCAGCUUCAAGACAAGGAAGUAAACCACCAAGUCGUUAUGGUUCCACACAAUCAUUAGAUAGUACAGAUGAAGCAGGUACACCAAGUCGCAUUCCUCGUAGAACCGCCGUAGGUACAACAGGCAACACACCAACGUCUAGCAGACAUAAUAGCAUUUCUGGUAGGCGAUUAGGUACACCUGUCAAUGGAGCCAGUUCUAGACCACGUACACCAACUGGUCUGGUUAGUCCAGCUAGUGGUAGUGCAACGUCUAGGUUUGGCUCAAUCCAUAGAGCUUCGAGCAUACCAACCCUGACUGGUGUCGGAACACCGAUCAGCCGCUCUAGGAUACCUGUUUAUGUGGGAAUGGACAUAAAAUCCCCUCAAUCAACAACCAGCAAUAUUUCAACUCAUUCGACACAAAGCAACCAUUCUACAAUUUCUACUGAUUCUACUGGGAGCAGUUCCAUCUGUACAAAUUCAGCAACUAACAUCCCAUUGGCUGUUAAACACGCUAGAACACGAACACCGUCCAGUGGUUCGAGCACACCACUACCACCGUCUCUGAAAUUAUCAAGAAAACCAUCAGGAGCAUCGGACACUUCAGUCUCAAAUACUACGUCAAGUGGAACUCGUAAAGGGAAACCAACGCCUAUCGAUCAAAGAGCACCUUUCCGAUUGUAAUCUCGACAAUUUCUUUUUUGCCUAACAAUAAUCGAAUAUUUAUCGAGGAGCUUUUUAUCUUAUCCUACGUGUUUGCCUAUCGAAGGAAAAAGAGAAUAAAAAAAAAAUAAUAAUAAUAAUUCUCUUGCUUUUCCAUGCCAAAUACACGUUAGUAUAAAUAAUCUGAGUAAUCGCGUAAGAUCAAUUGAAGGAAAAAAAAAGAAAAUGAAAGAAAUUAUUAGAAAUUAAAAAAAAUAAAAAAAAAUAAAAAAAAAAUAAUAAAAUAAAGAAAGUUAUAUAUCACGAAGGAAUUAUAGGAUUACGAGAAUGAUAAAAGAGAUUGAAAGAGAAUGCUUGCAAUUUAUCCGGGUACUGAUAAAGGUAGAAAAGGAAUGAAAUUAUCUGAUUUUUAUUUUUUCUAUUUAUAUUUCAUUUCAAUUUUUUUCGCGCCUGGAUGUUUGCUGUCUUUAUAUAUAUAUAAUAUAAUAAAAAAGGAGCACAAAUUCUAAUACGAAGUAUAUACUCUUCGUAAGAAAAAAACGAGAGGCCAACUCUUUAAUUUGUUCCCGAUAGGAUGAGCUUAUUAUAAAUAUUUGUCUAUUAUGUAAUAUAUCCAUAAGAUUAUACACGAAAGAUAUAUAAGAAAGAGAGAGAGUGAAAGAGAGAGGAAAGAGAAGAGACUUUUAUCGGCGAUGUGCGUUGAAAAGUCUUUAUUCGAUAAGAAAUAUUAUACUAUGAAUCGAUAAAGAAAAUAUCGUGAAGAUAUAAAAAAAAAAAAAAGUAAAAAAUAAAAAAAAACGAAAAAGAAAACUGGGUGUUCUGAUAUAAUCAAUUCACUCAAGACUUUGAGAGCUAUUGUGCAUUAUAUUCGUGCGCUUGAACAUCGAAAAAGUCGAAACUGUUUCGAGAUAAAAGUAAUAAUAAUAAACAAAAAAAUAUAUAUUAUAUAUAUAUAUAU